GGCGAACGAGGGCGUCGGCCAUUUUGUGUCUGUUUCCUGUGGGACGCGGUGGUGGCCGUUGGGUCGGGAGAGUGAGAGGUAUUUGCCUCGUUUUUCCUGCUUGUUUUUUCCCCCUUAUACUUUCUCGGUAGAGCGCGGUUAUGGGUCGCAAGAAGAAGAAGCAGCUGAAGCCGUGGUGCUGGUAUUGUAAUAGAGAUUUUGAUGAUGAGAAGAUUCUUAUACAACACCAAAAAGCAAAACAUUUUAAAUGCCAUAUAUGUCAUAAGAAGUUGUACACAGGACCUGGCUUAGCUAUUCAUUGCAUGCAGGUGCAUAAAGAGACAAUAGAUGCUGUACCAAAUGCAAUACCUGGGAGAACAGACAUCGAAUUGGAAAUAUAUGGUAUGGAAGGUAUUCCAGAAAAAGACAUGGAUGAAAGAAGACGACUUCUUGAACAGAAAACACAAGCAGAGAGUCAAAAAAAGAAGCAACAAGACGAUUCUGAUGAAUAUGAUGAUGAUGACUCUGCAGCUUCAACUUCAUUUCAGCCACAGCCUGUUCAACCUCAACAAGGCUAUAUCCCUCCAAUGGCACAGCCAGGACUGCCACCAGUUCCGGGAGCCCCAGGAAUGCCUCCAGGCAUACCUCCAUUAAUGCCAGGUGUUCCUCCUCUGAUGCCAGGAAUGCCACCAGUUAUGCCAGGCAUGCCACCUGGAUUGCAUCAUCAGAGAAAAUACACCCAGUCAUUUUGCGGUGAAAACAUAAUGAUGCCAAUGGGUGGAAUGAUGCCACCUGGACCAGGAAUACCACCUCUGAUGCCUGGUAUGCCGCCAGGUAUGCCCCCUCCUGUUCCCCGUCCUGGAAUUCCUCCAAUGACUCAAGCACAGGCUGUUUCAGCUCCAGGCAUUCUUAAUAGACCACCUGCUCCAACAGCCACAGUUCCUGCUCCACAGCCUCCAGUUACUAAGCCUCUUUUCCCCAGUGCUGGGCAGAUGGGGACACCUGUAACAAGCUCAAGUACAGCUUCAUCCAAUUCAGAAAGUCUGUCUGCAUCUUCUAAAGCUCUGUUUCCUAGCACAGCACAAGCUCAGGCAGCUGUCCAAGGACCUGUUGGUACAGAUUUCAAGCCCUUAAAUAGUACCCCUGCAACAACUACAGAACCCCCAAAGCCUACAUUCCCUGCUUAUACACAGUCUACAGCUUCAACGACUAGUACAACAAAUAGCACUGCAGCUAAACCAGCGGCUUCGAUAACAAGUAAGCCUGCUACACUUACGACAACCAGUGCAACCAGUAAGUUGAUCCACCCAGAUGAGGAUAUAUCACUGGAAGAGAGAAGGGCACAGUUACCUAAAUAUCAACGUAAUCUUCCUCGACCAGGACAGGCUCCCAUUGGUAAUCCACCAGUUGGACCUAUUGGAGGUAUGAUGCCACCACAGCCAGGCAUCCCACAGCAACAAGGAAUGAGACCCCCAAUGCCGCCUCAUGGUCAGUAUGGUGGUCAUCAUCAAGGCAUGCCAGGUUACCUUCCUGGUGCUAUGCCACCAUAUGGGCAGGGACCGCCAAUGGUGCCCCCUUACCAAGGUGGGCCUCCUCGACCUCCAAUGGGAAUGAGACCUCCUGUAAUGUCGCAAGGUGGCCGUUACUGAUCUUACUUCAUCCAGUCUAAUAGGUUUGGAGAUUAAACCUUUUCUCAACUUGUGCUGUUUAUAUAGCCAAGCUUCCGUCAAUAAGGCUUCAUUGUGACUUUAACAAACAUUAUCUUCCCACAUACCAGGAACUAUUGGACAUUUAUUUUACAUGGGAAAAAUUAUUUGGAAUAAUAAAGCAGGAACUUUUCCUGAAGUUGCAAUUUAUACUGUAUGGCUUCUUUUUCAUGUUUCAUCUAGGUUUUUAGAAGUGAAGUAUAGUAAAUUUGGUUCGUUAUAUUGUGAAGGCGCUGGAAUUACAUGAACAUACCACCUUAAUAAAGGCAAGUUCUGUAAGCUUACAUUGCUAUUUGUAAAGUUAUGCCUUCACAGCAUUUCAGAUGCUGUUGGACUUAACGUCCCCAACCUAGCUUGGUGAGGGCUGUAACUGUUCCCGAGACCUGUACAUUGGAAGUCUGAAUGUAUAACAAUAUUUAAUGUAUUUAGAGUUCCUCAUGUUGCAGGGUUUAAGAAAUCUGACCCACCAAGGUCAUGUGACUUUUCUGUACUGUUAAACUUCAUUGUAAUAAAAUGAGAGAAAAACUUACGCCUUUUUAUUCAUAACCUAGCUGUGGACCACUGCCUGAAAGGUUUGUACAGAUGCAUGCCACAGUAGAUGUCCACAUAAUAAAAAUCAUAGUUACCAAUGCAGUUUUGAUAUAUCAUUGGAUUCUGUCUUUGAAUUGUAGGUUGUUCCUUAGCUGCAUGUUUAAACUGGACAAUAUAUAUAGAAUUGUAUGUUAGUGCUUAAGUUGACAGAAAAACUUCGAUACAUAUGAGUCAUUACAUAGUGGAUAUGAAAUCUUUAUAUUGUGUCACCUUUCCAUGCCCUUGGUGUCACUACAUGUUAGAUGUCUUAGAUAUUUAAAAUGUAAACCUUAGUAUUUCCUCUUCAUUGCUGAUGAAGUUUAGAGCCUAGUGCCAGACCCAUUCAUUUCCUUCUGAUCAUUUUUGAGACUGCAGUACUGCGUGGACCUCAGAAGCUUUUCAGGUGCAGACUUCUAGAAGCUUAGGUGCAUGCAGUAAUAGCUUUUUGCUGUUAAUGGAUUAGAAUCUUUUCUAAGUGUAAUGCCAGAAUAAGUGUACCUCUGUUAGGAUGGCUAACAGAUGGAUUCAAAAUUUUAUUUUAUGUUCCUGGAAAAUUACAUUAUUUCUUUGAUUAAGAUGACUACCUUCUGUUAUUAUAAAGCCUAACUGGCUUUCCUGUUAACCUUUUCAUUCUUGGAAAUUUGAAUGUUACUGUGUCCUGUGAAGAAGUUUUCUGUAGAGGCGACACUGCUGUUAGUGUUUUGUGUUGCAAGUCUCCUACAGUAAUAGCUCUUGUUAACCUUUUUUUUGGCAUCCAUUUUUUUAAUCUUUAUUUUUGCAAGGUACUUUUACGAUUAAGUAUCAAAUGAUCUACACAAAGCAUGAUUAUUAGUAUAAUGAACUCAAGUUGAGUUUUUCUCAACGUAAAGUUAAGAUUUGUAAGAAAAUGGUAAUUUUUUAUAACCUACAUGUGAAGGUGUAGAUAAUUAUAUGAAAUCUGAGUUUUUGUUUCCAAAAAAAUGUUUUAAUCUUAUAGGAAAACACUGAAAAUUUUCAGUCAUAAAAGAGUUGGUAUUUAAGUGACAAGUAAAAGUCAUUCAUUCAUUGAAACAAAACAUUCAAAUAUUUACAAUGCUGAGUGAGUUUUUAUUCAGAUAUUUUGGUCCAGUGAAAUGUUUUAUAGCUCUUUUCUUGUACCAUUGAGGUUCAGAAAACUCCAUAGCUUGAAAAGACAACAUUUUUGUAUCACCAGGAAUGCAUUUCCUUCUUCCAACAGCUAAGCCCCAUAUCACUACCCUUUCCCUCACCAAACACCUGCCUGUUCCAGUAGUUUUGGAAUUAACUUAGAUUUGGCAGCACAUUUAUCAGACUGCCCAAGAGGAGCCUGUGUAAAAAUUUGUAAGGUAGAAGUGGCAUGAUUUAAUUUAGAAUGAUUAAAUAGGAAGUGUUUUCCCAAACCAAAUGUCUUUAAAGCGUUUCACGUAAUGUACAGGCUUAUCAACAAAGUACAAAUGGGUUAGUGAUGUUUCAAAACUUAUGCAAAGCUUUAUUUACAUUUAAUGCAAAGAUAACUGAUAUUUUAUAUCAAGGCUUGUUUUCUAAAGUCUGAAGGGAAAAAAAUUACUUUCAAAUAAGUUGUAGAACUUCAAUUUUAAUUAAAAGUUAAUCCAAAGUGUUAAUGCAUGACACUUAAGCAUACUGUCUCCUGUGUUGUGUUAGAUAUGGCCCAGGUGGUGCCCAUUUGGUAUAUUUAAAGUGUAAUUUGUGCAUGCAUCAGCAUAAUUAAGCUUCUAGAAAAUACGUUUUACCUAACUGCUUCUGGGGUCCAUAGUGUGGUUAAAUCAUGAGUACAACAAAUCAUGUUGAGAUAAUAAACUCUUACUUUGACUUAUGCUUCCUUAAAGUAAUAGAUGGAGUUGAGUUGAAGUAAACUUCCAUUUGCCCUCACAGAAGACAUCCUUUAGGACUUGCUAUAUUCAGGCAGGCAUUGUGAUUGCCAUAAUUUAGGAAUUUGUAAAAUUAAUGGGAUUGCCAGCUUUGGCUCUCCCUUAGUCCACUCCUAUGUUACCUUUUUAAAACAAAACAAAACUAAACUGACGUUUUGUCUGGCACUAGUUUCUAUUGUGUAUAGAUUUUACCUAAUGUAUGACAGAACAACAGCAGCAGGUGAGGAUCAACUUUUGAGUGGCUGCUGGAAUUACUGUUUAAUUUGAAUACUUGUAUUUUAGUAAUAAUUGCACCCAUUUACCAUUAGGAAUGGGGAAAAUACUCCUAGUGUACUACUAUUCCACUGAUCAAGUUACAUAUUCAGCUUAAACUCAGCUUAAUUGAACUUAGUUAUUUGGGGGGGGGGGGAGAUCCCCAACAAAAAUAAGUAUGGGUUCAGAGUGGGAUUAUAGCAGACAGUAGUUUUUUUUUUUUUUUUUUUUAAA
Messenger RNA from Lutra lutra (Eurasian river otter), 4627 nucleotides. RefSeq names its product zinc finger protein 207 (gene ZNF207). The transcript is spliced from 12 exons. Gene Ontology annotation, cellular component: nucleus. The record is from RefSeq and is a predicted model, not a curated record. Bases 141 to 1628 code for a protein of 495 amino acids. NCBI's taxonomy places the organism in Eukaryota, Metazoa, Chordata, Mammalia, Carnivora, Mustelidae.